CGUUCCGUUGUCUGUUAUUGAUCUGUCUGUUGCCCAGCGCUCGUACAAUCUGUGCGAGAAGAUGCCGGCCGGUCCCUAGACACUCAUCUGUCGAACAAGAAACAAGGGCUGCUUUCGAACGUUCAGUUUAGUUCCAUUUCGCCUGGCAAAAGCUUGGCAAAUAAAACACGAGCAAGAGACGCUCGACUUUCUUCUCUGGUCCCAAAGCCGCCGUUUGUGUUAUUGCGAAGUCGCUAAUAUCGUCGACAAUAGCAAACGAAGUCUAUUCUGCGUGUGAAAUAGCGCUCGUGGUCGUGUGUGAGUGCGCCGCCGUAUUUUGGCACGUUUCAAGAAACGGUGCUAAAUAAAGAAAUCGCCUCAUCAUCAUCGAAUAUCGGUCGUGAACGAAGGCACGCCAAAAUGGCCCAAAUGGUGACAAUGGAAUCGAUCGAUCUGAGCGAUGCAACUAUCAGCAUACCGCCUGAAAUCCAGGUGGACCAGAUACACAUCGAAACGCCGGAGGAAAGAUAUGAACGACUGCUGAGAAGAGCUAAAACAGAAGAUUUAUCGGAAGUAUCUGGCAUCGGAUGUCUAUAUCAAAGCGGCGUGGACAGACUUGGGAGGCCAGUCGUAGUCUUCUGCGGUAAAUGGUUCCCAGCCCACAACAUUGAUCUUGAGAAGGCCCUGCUCUACCUGAUAUACUUACUCGAUCCGAUCGUCAAAGGAGAUUACGUGAUCGCCUAUUUCCACACACUGACAAGCUCGAAUAACUACCCAUCACUUCAGUGGCUGAAGGACGUCUACAGUAUACUGCCCUACAAGUACAAAAAGAACUUGAAGGCCUUCUAUAUUGUGCAUCCCACAUUCUGGACAAAGAUGAUGACCUGGUGGUUUACUACGUUUAUGGCUCCGGCUAUCAAGACGAAAGUAAACUCGCUACCUGGUGUAGAGCACCUGUACUCAGCCAUUGCGAAAGAUCAGCUGGAAAUUCCGGCAUACAUCACGGAAUACGAUAUGGCGACCAACGGUAUACAUUACUUCCAGCCGAUCACAAACACAUCCUCGCCAGCAUCAUAAACUUUGGAUGUACGCUCAUUUUUCAACUCUUCGAAGAGAGAUGCAUCUGUAAACGAGAUGUUGCACACCUUUGCAUGGAAAACCUUAUCGCACCAUAAAAACUUAACGGAACCACCAUUCCCCACCCGAAAAUUGCGUCAAGUUUUCGUCUAGAUUUGUUCUCAUCGUCUCUCGAUCACGCUGUAAUCGUGACGUGUUCUAUAGACGAUGCAAGCUGUUGAAUCGUACUUAUUAGAGAAAAUGAAACAGAAAAUAUAUACUAUUCUACCACGAAGAUUACUAAGCGGUAAGCGGAACUGAAACUGAAAUCUUUGCUUCCCUUUCCACCAUUGUUAGGUGAUGUGAGUGUGCGGAAAUGCACCACAAAUCGUAAUUGUGUAGAGGCGAAAUGAAUCAAUCGAAACAGCACAUUUCUUCACUUCUAAUGGACGGAGCGAAAGACUAUACCAACUUACAAACAUUGAAUAUUAUCGACAAGUGCGUUGUCGCGUAACAAAUGCACAAUGAACGUGAGUGUACAUGCGAUGUCAAAGGAAAAUUGUGAAAACAAGACGCAACCUAAAUGCUUCGUCAAGUUGAUGGCGCGAAAGGGGUAGCACAGAAUACUUAUCACUUGCAAAUACUUAGAUGGUUCGUACUCUCAAAUUUACAAUGCUAAAUAGACAACGGCCAAGCCUUCGCAUCAUCGCGCCAGCAGAGAAAUUAAUCAAGCAGAGACCGUAAGCAAAUGUGAAAGAGAUGCACGCAUCCAAUCAUAUUGAGAAGCAAUUUAUUGUGUGAGAAAACCCGAAAGUAGAUAAACGAACGUAACACAUGUUUCCCCUCCCCGAGUAGAACAGUUGAACCGUUGUUAUUGUGCAUUAAGCGUAGGAAGGAGCAUAGUGGUUUGACCAAGAAGUGUUGAACGAAUUUAUGAAUUAACCUCGAGUGUCCUCUCUUCCUUUCCUGAGUUUGGAUGAACUGCUCAAACAGCCAAAUCUAGUUACUUUUAACCAACCAGACGAGCGGUGGUUACUAAACUAAAACCUUACGGCAGUAAACUUAACCGUUUGUUAUAUGCUAUUACGUUACAAAACUGCUUUUGAAAACGCUCACGCAUUGCAGAAACAUUUCCGUUUCUAUGCCCGGAAUGUCUUUCGGAGAAAUUGUGCACGCUGCUGUGUGUGUGUGUGUAGUACAAUUCCAUAUUAUAAUUUUCUGUUCUGCCGUACUGCAAGAAAUGAACUAGUUCUGCAAACUACUGUUACAUAGAUUUAUUGCCGCGACCAGAUGUUAAGAUGGGGAUUAUUAUACAAAUAAAUAUUUGAAGUACUGUUGAAACUGGAUUAGAGUCUGUGGUUUGAAUAUGCAGCGCAAUGCCGCGACACGGAGCAAGCUCAGCGUUUGAGAGAUGGAAAGUAUUAUAAAACUAAUAAUAAUAUUAUCGUAAAGAAAAGGGAUCUAGCAAAGCGUAGCAAUAGAAAAGUUGAUACAUAUAUACAUACACUUAUGUAUAAUAAACACAUACACAGAUUUAUGAGUAAAGCGAGCGAUUUAAUUUUCGCGUAAUAUAUGCGAACGGUUCCAUUAAAUGCGACUAAAUUUGGCGGUUGAAUUGUAACAAAAUACAAGUGAGAAAGAGAGAAGCGAAAAUAGCUUAUUUAUUGUAAACGUUUCAUCACUAGCGUACUUUAUUUAAGUUAAAAAAAAAUUCCUCAUCUGAUGAUUUGGUUUAGGUCGUUUCAAAAAAGCAACAAUUAACAAAAAGGCGUAUGUUGUAUUAGGAGACUCCGUUCACUUUCUUAUAGCCAAUUUGAAUGAAAUAUUUUAAUUACGUUGAACGGUACUCACUUUGUAUUUGUUUUUAAAACCAUUACACGCCGAUUAGUUGCGUGAAUGGUAUGAUUCUUUAGGUUAUCGUGAUCCAAAGCGGAUGCUGCAGAUCUGCCAUAAAUGCCUUAAUCAAAUUACUAACAGAUUAUGUUUCUUCCUAAAUAUAUCUGCUGUACUGGUUGCGGAUUUGUUUAAGGAUAAGGAAACGCAGUAGUUUUCCACUGAUUGUAUCAAAAAUGUCAAUGAAGUGUCUGGACGUUUACUUCAAAAUCACAUUUAACAUCCCAUUUUCAUGGCACUCACUUCUAUUCCGGCAUUAGCACGCCUUUUCCCGAGAAUCUUCGCUUCGUUAUGUGUGUUCCUUCCUAAUCGUCUUGUCUCGUACAUUGGAUGUGCCAAUUUUUCUUCGUCGACAUAUUCUUCUUAGCGAUAAAACAAAAAGUUGAAUGCUACCUAUGAUAGCGGAAACUGAGGCACACUUGUGCUGCAAAAAAUCAUUCCAUAAUAAUUGUAUUUCAUCAUUCACCCACCCCGUCAAAAAAAAAUGGCAACAGCACCUACGACACCUUCAGGGCUUGUAGCGGAAUUUAGCGUAAAACUAGUCACGAUAAUGUAACACUGAAACGAUAAACUUUAAAUCCAUGCUGUUCACGAGAAUUGCUGAAGAGUAUUUGCAUGCAGGAGCAGCAAAGUAAAACCAUAAAUCUUAGCUAAGCGAUUCCAUAAGUUAAUUCGAUUCGAGGCUAAUCUGCGCGAUCACAGCAGCAAAACGAAAUGACAAAUCAAACGCCUACGCCAGCAGCUUACACGAAUAAACGAUGGUAAACAUAAGCAUAUGAGAUUAAUGAUGAAAAAAAAAGAACACAAAUAUUAGUCGCAAAGUUGAACCAACCAAACACCAAUUGAUUGUUUUGUUUACGUUUAGUAAUGGUACGUGAGUCGCAAUCCAGUGUGUGGAAUGAGGAAUAGAAGCGAACCGAGAAGAAAAAUCAACUGAUAAAAAGCUAUUUUAGCUAAAAAUUGUAGUCUAAAUUAAAGCACAUGUUGGCGUGGAAAGUGUCAUUUAACAUGUUGAACCAAAGCUGCUCCUUUAGGGAGAUAAAACGAAGUAACAAAAAAAAAUAUACCCUCUUGAAAGCAUGCUACCCCACGUGUAUCAAAAUGCACACAGGAUAAGCAAAUCAGUAGAUAGAACAUGAUGGUGCAGGCGUUUUGAGCAUGGAAUGCGCUAGUACCUCACGUGCAAACCCAGCAUCACUUAGUGAGCACAUAGUUGAGCCCUAAUUUCGCAUUUUAACUCGCACCUGGCAAGCCGCGAACGAGGCGAUUAUGCGAGCGUAACUGCAGCGAGAUAAUGUAAAUACAUUCGUACAAUGUUCGCGCGAGUUUUAGGAUCGACUGUUUAGUUUAUCGGAAUUGUUUGAAUUUGUCGCGAGUCAGCAAAUGUUAUUACGAAAAGAAAAAAAAUAAGCUCCCAAACUGUUUGCAUCACGGUAGCGUUUAGCAAGCUUGUUUCCUCUGGAAAAGUAGCUUGCAGGACAUUAAGGCAGGUUUAAGCAAAGCUCAAGAAAAGAACUGGUAAGCGUAGUAUAGCUGUUGAGAACAUUUUCCCGCAUACAAGUUGACGCAAGGACAAGAAGGAAUGGGUAAAUUUAAGGAUCGAGAGUGUGAUUCAGAGAAAUUAAAUAUUUGGUUGAUUGG
Molecule: messenger RNA, 4569 nt
Organism: Anopheles nili
Lineage: Eukaryota; Metazoa; Arthropoda; Insecta; Diptera; Culicidae
Gene: Gdap2
Product: protein GDAP2 homolog
Exons: 5
Coding region: 400-1056 (218 amino acids)
Source: RefSeq, a predicted model, not a curated record